Molecule: messenger RNA, 4805 nt
Organism: Oncorhynchus kisutch (coho salmon)
Lineage: Eukaryota; Metazoa; Chordata; Actinopteri; Salmoniformes; Salmonidae
Gene: nlrc3l1
Product: NLR family, CARD domain containing 3-like 1
Exons: 7
Coding region: 363-2729 (788 amino acids)
Source: RefSeq, a predicted model, not a curated record
AUUGUUAUAUCUGUGAUAAUACUUUACUGUUCCUGUUUGUCGUAGUCAAAAGUUACUGCGGCCCUGUCUGUGGUCUAUAUUUAGCAUUUUAACCGGGAACAUUUGCCUUUUAUUAGCUCUAGGGUUAUGUUACGUUUAUUUUGAACGCGUACACAUUAUGCUUUAGUAAAGUGAAUCGCCAUAAAUGAGGCAAACAGGUGAAUUUAGUAGGCCAGAGGUUUCAAAACAAGCUCGCCUCGGGAACAGAAAGCUUCGAUAUUUUCAGCUUUUUUUCUUGGUCUUCUGUCUGGCAACAUUCAAGUAGCCAUUGACCUCAGACUUUGAACUGUGACCCGGAACCUGUACACCGGAGGUCCUCCAGGAUGGCUGGGCGAGGCUCUGACACGAUGGAGCAUGAUGGAUGGGAAACUAUAUCAGAUGUCAGUUUUCCCUUGGGAGAGGGUGUGUCUGGCCGCGGAAGAAGUACAAUCUCUAUGUCUGAUGAGGGAGAGGAGGCUUUCUAUGUGCCUGAGGGGAGACCCUCCCUGGACCUGGGAGAUGGCCUGAGACCCAUGGACACUACUCACUGGCAUGAUGUGGAAAGGGCUCAAUCCCCGGUCCACAGCUACAAUUCGGUAAACAGUGAUACACAAUUCUGGCCAUCUGAUGAACUGGAUGAAGAAACUGAGCUGUCUGCUACUAGAGUCCAGCUGGAAAGAACAGAGUCUUACUCCAGUGGCUACUCCGUGGACAGUGACUGUGAGACCAGAACCAGGAAGUCUCAAGACGCUGCACCUAAAGAAGAGGGUCCUGCAGUGGAACCUCCAAGACCAGAGCUGAUCAAAAACCCAGAUGAGAAGAGGCACCCUGCCCUGACUGUAGACUUCACCUUCAAGGCCAUCAGGAAGACACUGGAGAAACUGGGGAAGGAUGAUUUGAGGACAUUUAAGAUCACGCUGUGGAAGCGCUACCCAGAGUCAUUCAGCUCUCCUCCCCAGGGCAUGGACAUGGUGGACCUGGUGGAUAGACUGCUGGAGUUUUAUGACCUAGAGGUGGCCCUGCAGCUCACCAAGGCCCUGCUGAAGGACAUGGGCCUCAAACGCCUGGAUGCCUACCUCACGGACCUCUGCAAGAAAAAUGAGGUGCGUUAUGAGCUGAGAGGCACUCUGUUGAGGAAGUAUAGCUGGAUGUGUGAGGGUGUUGCCCAGCAGGGAGAGCAUAAGGCCUUUGACAGUAUCUUUAAUGAGCUCUAUAUAACAGACCGAGGCAAUGCUGGGCCCAACAUCGAGCACGAGGUCAGAAAGAUCGACAAGCUGUCCACCAAUCGCAAGGAAGAGAAGCGGAUCACCUGUAGCCAGAUCUUUGACCCCGAUGUGAUUUAUGAGAAGCAUGUGAGUCAUAUAGUGACCAACGGCAUCGCCGGGGUAGGGAAGUCUAUGGCCGUGCAGAAGUUCAUCAUGGACUGGGCAGAGGAGCGCAAGCACAAUCAUGUCUACUUCCUGUUCCCACUGCCCUUCAAAGAGCUCAACCUCAUGCUGAAACUGAAGAUCAGCCUCCUGGAGAUCGUCCACACUCUCUACCCCGAGACCAAGGCGUUGCCCACCUUCGAGUGCGACGAAGGCAAGGUCAUGUUCAUCUGUGACGGGCUGGACGAGUAUGCACAUUCCCUGGACUUCCACCGCACCGAGACUUGGUGUGACAGCACUGAACCAGCCGCCAUGCACGUGGUGGUAACCAACCUGAUUAGGGGCAACCUGCUCCCCUCGUCUCUCCUCUGGAUCAUCUCUCGCCCCCUCACCUCCAGUCGGCUGCCCCCAGAGUCUGUGCACCAGGUGUUGGAGGUCCGUGGCUUCACCAACGAACAGAAGGAAGAGUACUUCAGGAGGAGGUUUCAGGACCCGGCGCAGGCCGAUAAGGUGAUUGCCCACCUGACCUCCUGUAAGACCCUCCACAUCAUGUGCCAUCUGCCCAUGUUCUGCUGUGUGGUGCGGGAGGUUUUCCAGCACACGUUUAGGGAGAAGGGGCCGGAUGCAGAGCUGCCCAAGGGGCUGACCCUGAUGUACACUCGCCUGCUGCUGGUGCACCUGCAUGUGCGUGGUGCCAGGGGCUCAGCCUCCCGCACCCCGGAAGAGGAGAGGGACUUCCUGAUGAACCUGGGCAAACUAGCAUUUACAAUGCUGGAGAAAAACCAGAUGGUCAUUGGCAAGGCCACCUGGAAGGACUGCGGCGUGGAUGUCGCUGAGGCUGUCACCAAUAGUGGCCUGUGCAUUGAGUUCCUGAUCGAGCAGUUUGUCAUGUACCAGGAGAGGAUCCAGACCUUCAUCCACCCCACCAUCCAAGAAUACCUGGCUGCCCUCUACGUGUUCCUCACCUGGAGGUGUACGGGGCAGAACGUCCUGCAGCAGCCACGGAAUAGCAAGUUCUCACGCAUGUUCAAGGACCCCGGGCUGCUGGACAUGCACCGCAGUGCUAUAGAGAGAAGCUUACAGAGCCCCGAUGGAAACCUGGAUGUCUUCCUGCGCUUCCUGUUGGGCAUGGCCCAGACAGCCAAUCAGGAGCUGCUACAACGCUUCCUACCUGAUAAGAACAAAUGCUCGUCGGCCUCUGAGGAGACGGCCGCCAUUAUCAGGAAGAAGAUUAAAGAGAACCACUACCCUGACAGGAACGCCAACCUGCAGUGCUGCCUGGACGAGCUUGGUGUUGGUGCUGAAGCUCCCAGACGCAGCCGCUCAAACUCUGUGAAGAACUAAUGACUGACAAUACUCUGACUACAGUAUUUAUAAAGAUGUAUAUAUUAGGUUUGAAAUAUGGGUUGUAUAGUUAUAAAAGUUUAUCUAAGGAAAUUGGGGAAGAAAUAUGGACACUUCAGGGUUGCUUUGUAACAAUACUCAACUGUGGUAGUAUUGUGGAAAUAUGUCAUGAGAAGUAGCCACAAGGUGGCAGUAGCAUUAUACUACUGAGACACGAGUGAAAGGGAUGUGUGACAAAUUACAUAUUCAUAGGCAGUCACAUCUAUUGACUGUAUACUUAAUAUAACAUUGUGAUGAUGUUUUAAACCAGGUAUGUGCAACUGAUGGGGGUGGGGGGUCACAAAAUCAUAACUCAAGACAGGCCGCAAGUAGCGCACAGGUCUGUGUACCCACACAUGCAGUCAGAGCCGGCCCCAAGCCUUUUGCGGGCAAAACAUUUUAGUGGACCCCUCGACAAGGAAGAGAAACAAUUUAAUUUCCUGCAAUUCUACACAUUUUGCCAUGUGGUCGAGAGAAAUGUUAGCAGUUUUUGAAUAUGAUAUCUGAGUGAGAGUUACUAAUAAAAUCAGGGGGCCCCUGGAUGGUAAUUUGACCAUGAUUACUACAACUUUAGAUGGCUAGACUUACUUACCAAUUUAAUUAAGUGACAUUUCAGAUGCACAACCAAAUUUCAAAAAUGCACCUUGCAGGGUUGGGUCAAUUACAUUUAAAUUCAGAAAGUAAACCCAAUUCAACACAUUUUCCUCAUUGAAAAGCAUAAGAAGAUAGUUUGAAUUAUUGUAUUUCCUGAAUUGAAAUGGAAUUGACCCCAACCCUGACACCUUGUGUAUUCUACUAUUCUAACUCACAGCAAGUUGAGAUCCCAACUGAGUUCCUAAAAAUACAAAAACAUUUGGAAAUUGAUUCGCAGGCCUACAGAAGGGGGGCCUCCCUGCUUUACACAAUGGUGAGCUCAUAUAAAACACUAAUGAUGCAUUUACAUGUGCUUACAAGGUGCACAUAAAUGACAUGAUGCAACCUUAUUUGCAAUGGCUGUCUACUUCCAGAACAGUUGUGGUCUCUGUCAUACAAAACACAAUUGAAUCCAUUUCUAACAGAAGGGCAGAUGAAGAGAAGUUCCCUCUGAACUAAAUUGUCUAAUCUAGGUUAGAGUCUGUGGCAAAAAAAGUCAACAAUUUAAUGUAUUUAUCUAUCCCUAUUAUGUGAGUUCUCAAGAUCGCAUUAGAAUCCAUAUUUGACUAUCACUAGAUGGAGCAAUAGAAAUGCUACGUGGUACAAAAAGUACCCAAUUAUCAUACUUGAGUAACUUUCUAUUAAAAAGGUCAAAGUGAAAGUCAGCCAGUAAAAUAGAGUACGUGUUUGGUUUUAAAUAUACCAAAAAGUAAAGUAUCAAAAGUAAAUGUAAUUACUAAAAUAUACUUAAGUAUUAAAGGUUAAAGUAUCAAUCAUUUAAAAUUCCUUAUAUUAAGCAAAGCAGACAGCACCAAUUUAAAAAUGUAUGGAUAGCCUGGUGCACACUCAGACAUUAUUUACGAAAGUUGCAUGUGUUUAUUGAGACUGCCAGGCCAGAGGCAGUAGGGAUGACCACGUGUUCUUUUGAUGCUUGAUGCUUGAUGCUUGAAUUCGACUAUUUUCCUGUCCUGCUAAGCAUUCCAAAUGUAACAAGUACUUUUGGUUUCAGGGGAAAUGUUUGAAGCAAAAAGUACAAUAUUUUCUUUAGGAAUGUAGGAUAGUAAAUGUUGUCAAAUAUAAAUAGUAAUGAACAGAUACCCUAAAAACUACUUAAGUAGUACUUUAAAGUAUUUUUCUUAAACAUGAACACCACAGAAGGGUUUUGCAGGUCUGAUGGACCCACAACAUUAUUGGGUUAACACAGCCAUAACAAUUUGUAAAAAUACUUCAUGUAGACAGCAUACAUGGUUAACAUUUGCCAUUUACCUCUGCUAGAUCACAUAUCAAUAAAAGCGCAAUUAGUUUAUUUUACAAUUGUGAUUUUUGUAAAUUUAUCUAUUAUCAAGACAUGGGUGGAAUAAAUCAUGUUGAUCUUGAACAAAUAUAAAAGAAACAAGGUUUUCA